CUUCGCUCGCGGCAGCGCUUCUGCCUGCUCUUGCCCCUCUCGCCGCGAUGCCACGAUGCAGCGCACUAGAUGCACCCUCCCGGCGCGGCACGGCGCCGGGCCGCUCGUCGGCGCGGUCUGAUUGCCGCCGCGGCUCUCGUCGCGCCGCUUCGUCUCCGCCGCCGUCUCGGCGGCCGCGCGGGCUGAGCUGGGAAGGUUCCGCUCUGGAACUUAUUUACGUGGGCACCGCACCGCCUCGCCUCGCGCCUCGCGCGGCCAACUCUCCACCCGCGGCGGCUGGCCGGCGCCACACGUACCUCCGCAUCUCGCUCGUACUGCAUGCCCGCGGACGGCGUGUCGCUCACGGACGCGCGGCGGCUCCUCUCGGCGGAGGAGCUGCUCCGCCUCGCCGCCCUCUUCGUCCGCGCCGGAGUCGACAAGAUCCGCCUCACGGCAUCCUGUACGUGCAGAAUGUGGCGCCCGGCGACAGCGCGGCGUGGGUGCUCGAGGAGCUCAACCGGCGCAUCGACCGGUUCACCUACCGGCCAGAGUCCGUCAAGGAGCUCCCCUCCUCGGGCUGGUCGACGCCGCCGCAUUUUGCGAAUGCCGACGAGCAGGCCAACCUGAACGACAUCAUCGCGUCGUCUCUCAACGGCGCCCCCACGUUUGCGGCCGGCGUCGAGUUCUACGAGGCCCGCUUCAAGAAAGACAAGGGGUCGCAGGAGGCGGCCAAGCGGAUGCAGGACGGCCGAUGGACGCGCAAGCAGCAGCAGGGCGAUGUCGCGCCGGCGCGCCAGCGGCUCGUCCCGCUCGUCUCGCUCAAGCCAGACCAUAGCCUCGACAAGGUCGUCCACCUGUGCAAGAUGGACUCGUGGGGCGCCGUCUCCGCCGCCCCGCUCCGCGUGCCCGGCAACGCCUCUGCGCCCGCCGCGUCGCUGCUUCUCGCCCCCGAGUGGCUCUUCUCUCACUUUCCGUACGGCAUCUUCUUCCCGGCGUACCGCGUCUGCCACGCCGCCUCGUGGGGGUGGGAGAAGGUGGCGCCCGAGACGUGGGUGUCGCCGCGGACAGAGCGACUGCUCGUGGCCGGGCCAGACAUGCUGCGGGCGGGCCUCGCCUCAAUGUCCGACUUCGACGCGUUUGCAGCGCGGCUGCUGCUGCUCGGCCUGCUUCUCGGCCGGCGCGUCGUCAUGCCGCCGCUGCCAAAGGAUGCGCGCUGGGCGGAGCGAGCUAUCGAGCCGCGUCACCUGAGGGCGAUCGAGGUCGGGUGCGGGCCGGACAAGCAGCGCGUCUGGCUCCCCAUGCCGCACUUCAAGGAGCCGUGGUGCAGCGGGGUCGACUUUUUGUACGAGAUCGACUACCGCGCCGUCGCCCCCUCCAUCCCGCCCGCGGACGUGUCCCACAUCGCCGCCGCCUCGCUCCGCGUGGCGCCCGAGUCGGCCGCCGGGGCGCUCAUCACCAUGUCGGACGGGGCGAGAAGACACACGCCUUCGCCCCCCCGACGGCCCGAGUUGCCUGCCGCGUCUCUUCACAGCACGCCCGCUGUGAACAGGCGACCCCACCCGCCUCGCGCGUGCUCGUCCUCAACGCGGCGGGCGGCGGCGGCGGCGGCGGCUCGCCGCUCGGCUGGCUCCCGAUCGACGACUGGAAGAAAAACGAGUGGAAGGGUCCGUUUGCACGCCGCGUGCGGCCGGCGCUCGAGGCGGCGGGGCUCGAGAACCUCAGGAUCGUGCGCGAUUGCAUGCACUCCCUCGCGACGAGCAGGGACUAGACUUGCUCGACGGGCGCGCGCCGGAGCAACACGCCAAGAUCACCGCAGAGUGCAGCACGACGGGGGGAGUUCGGCGCACAUGUCUCACAUGCGUCUGCAGGGGUUUGUUGCUAGCUUUUUUAUGCGGUUCUGACGUCUCAGAUAACGAC
Emiliania huxleyi CCMP1516 is the source of this 1896-nucleotide messenger RNA. RefSeq lists its product as hypothetical. The record is from RefSeq and is a predicted model, not a curated record. The coding region runs from base 48 to 1880 and encodes 610 amino acids. The transcript is spliced from 12 exons. NCBI's taxonomy places the organism in Eukaryota, Haptophyta, Isochrysidales, Noelaerhabdaceae.